Molecule: messenger RNA, 396 nt
Organism: Megalops cyprinoides (Indo-Pacific tarpon)
Lineage: Eukaryota; Metazoa; Chordata; Actinopteri; Elopiformes; Megalopidae
Product: C-X-C motif chemokine 10-like
Exons: 4
Coding region: 60-353 (97 amino acids)
Biological process (GO): inflammatory response; chemokine-mediated signaling pathway; antimicrobial humoral immune response mediated by antimicrobial peptide
Cellular component (GO): extracellular region
Molecular function (GO): chemokine activity; CXCR chemokine receptor binding
Source: RefSeq, a predicted model, not a curated record
CUGUCACUCGCACGCUCCUCUCUGACACCACCACCCGCCGCAUCCGCCAAGCCAUCACCAUGAGCACCAAGGUUCUCCUGCUACUCGCUCUGGCCGCCUGCGCGGCUUCCUCACUGCGCCUGGAGGGAGGGUCAUCACGGUGUCUGUGCCAGCGCGUUCACGACAGUAUCGGAGUCAAUCGCAAACUCAUCCAGAGAUUAGAGAUCAUUCCCCCAUCCAACUACUGCGAGAACGUGGAGAUAAUUAUCAACAUGACCAAUGGAAAUCAACGCUGUCUGAACCCAACCUCUGAGAAGAUCAAGCAGCUCCUCAACAAGCUGAGACAGAGGAGAGCCCGCAGAGAGACCCAGUGAUAAAACCUUCGUCAGAUACUCCACAAGACCUUCUUCAGAAACC